Daphnia pulicaria is the source of this 746-nucleotide messenger RNA. Its product is annotated as translocon-associated protein subunit gamma-like. Gene Ontology annotation, biological process: SRP-dependent cotranslational protein targeting to membrane. Lineage: Eukaryota; Metazoa; Arthropoda; Branchiopoda; Diplostraca; Daphniidae. Gene Ontology annotation, cellular component: membrane; endoplasmic reticulum. The coding region runs from base 119 to 667 and encodes 182 amino acids. The record is from RefSeq and is a predicted model, not a curated record. The transcript has 6 exons.
AGAAUAUCUACACGUCAAGAUUAGUUUAAGCCUCAGCUGAAAGGUGGCGCGAUUUUCAGCUUAGUUGUCACUCGUUUUUCGGCCUCUUCAGGACUUUGGAAAUUACAGCGCCGUGAAAAUGACUCAAAAGCAAAAAGCCCUCUCCAAAGAAGAAGAAAUUCUUUUACAAGAUUUCAGCCGAAAUGUUUCAACAAAAUCGAACGCCUUGUUUUACGGCAAUGCAUUCAUCGUUUCUGCUAUUCCAAUUUGGUUGUUCUGGAGAAUUCAUUUUAUGGACCUGCUGACUUCCUCCCCACUUUUUCUCAUCAUCACCUGUCUGAGCACCUAUUUGGUUUCCUUUGCUUACAAGAAGACCAAAUUUGUCUUGAAACACAAGGUUGCUGUGAAGAGGGAGGAUGCCAUUAGUCGUGAAAUCUCAAAAAUGAUUUCUGAAGAUAAGAAGAUGAACAAGAAAGAAAAGGAUGAAAGGGUUUUGUGGAAGAAGAAUGAAGUUUCUGACUAUGAAGCCACAACUUUCUCUAUUUUCUACAACAACGCUGUUUUCCUUGCAGUUGUGAUUGGAUUAAGCUUCUUCAUCCUGAAAUCUUUUUCACCUUCUUUCAACUACAUCCUGUCUGUAGGCCUCUCAAGUGGUCUUAUUGCCCUGCUUUCCACUGGUACCAAGUAAAAUAAUCUGCCAAGAAAAAAUGGCAAGUUGUAUUUCCAAAAAAGCAAACAAUGUAUGAAAUACAAAUUAUGUUACUUAA